GACGCUAUUUCUGUUUAUAUUUACAUCGUUUACAUCGAUUUUGACACCUGCCGUUUAUCUCGCUGGCAAAUUGCAAUUGCAAAUGAAGUUGCACGGAUUGCACGCGGGCGAUUGUGAGCAAUUAUGCGGUGGAGAUUUCACCCGCGUACGCGCGAUUCGUAAAUAUGUGAGCAAAUGAUGGAAAUGAGAUUUUUCCUUGGAAGAUCUUUUUCCAAGAUUUUCCCCGCUGUGCAAGCAAGUCUGUAAAUAAUGGCAUUCUCGUUUCGAGCCGGCACCAAUUGGUGCCACGAUUUCCCGAAGCUCGCCCGGGAAUCAGGAUUUUACUUCAACAUGCAUGGGUCUAGGGUACGAGUUGACUGGAAUCGCAUAGGUGCUAUAGACAUAGACAGAGUUAUACGGGAGAGAGAUUUCUCAACCAUCGAUCAGAAUAUCAAUAAUGUAAUAGAUUAUGGCUUGGAGAGCGAGUACGACGUCAAGAUCCUGGACCCCAACUUCGUUAAGUUGUUUAGACUUGCGCAGCUGUCAGUCGAGUAUUUAUUGUAUUGCAAACAGUACCUAGAUCACAGUGUAAUAAUACUGAAAGACGAGCUGCGGCAGAAGAUAGAGCAGAACGUCAGUAUGAAGAAAGAAAUUGCCGCUCUAGAAGACACAGUAAAGAAUAUAAAGGAGAGAUCAAGGGAGAAACGUAAAUUGAUUGAAACUAGCGUCGGUGAAAUUUCUAAUGGGGAAGUUUACAAGUGUCCACAUUGCCCAAAAACAUUUGUACGCGCUAUAUUUGUAAAUGCUCACAUAGCGCGCAAACAUUCAUACAUAUCAGACGUGGGUGUAUCCACCUCUCCUGUGCACGAUCAUUAUCGAGCAGAAACGGAAAAAUUGCACAAUGAGAUAAAAACGUUGAAGGAAAGAUUAAAUCAAACAGAAAGAGUGAUAAGAAACGAGUCUGACAAACUGCUGGAUAACACAGGAAAGGAUUAUACAAGAAACAUAAGUAAAAACGAAUACGACAUUGACAAGAUGGAUAGAUUUCAAGAGCAAAGAAGAUACCAAGAAGAUAUUGGAAGUUUGAAGAGCAUGCUGUUUGACGAGAUACGCGCAUUAAGGGAAAAGGAUCACGUUGUAAAUGAGAGUAUUCUGGAGACAAAUGUGAAAACUCUAAUCAGUCAACAAGAAAAAGAGAUUGAGAAUUUGAGAAAUCAACUUCUUGAAAGAUUGACUCCAGGCAUGGAAAAUAUGCAGGUAAAGUUACAAACGCAAGAGAAUCAUUGGAGAGCCAAAAUAGAGGACAUGGAAACCCAACAUCGUCGUGAUAUCGAGAAAUUGACCACAGAAUUGAAAGCGACUCAGCAAGUAGCUGAUCGUAUAAAGUCUGAGUAUGCAUCUAAGGUGCACGACUUAGAGAAACAGUCUGUGGAUCAAUCGAAUAUGCUAGUGGAGCAAAGAAAGCAAUUAAACAGCUUGUCACGUGAGAUCAGUAAUUCGCAAAUACAAAUCAAUAAUCACAAAACUAAGGAAAAGAACGCGGCAGAAUUCCAUAAAUCUCCUUUGUUAACGGUAAAACACGAUAGCAAUUACAAUGAAAGCAAAACUUAUAAGAGUUUAAAUAAUACUGAAGACGCCGAGAUGGUCAUUCAAGAUAUUGGUAGUGAUUCUAGUCAAGAAUACAGUGACAAAUUGAUGUCAGUCGUGGCACAAACCGAAUAUAUGCCUAGUAAAGAUAAUAUUGUAAAAAGUAAGAGUAAUAAGAAAGUCAUUACUGACAGCAGGACUGUAGAACGUAUGACUGCAAAGCCUAAUCUGAAAAAAUCGGACAGAUCAGAAGUCGUAAAAAAAACGAAAAGUAAUGCGAGGCAUUAUGAUGCGUUGAAUAAUAUAAAUGAAAUAAAUGAUUUAACGAAUAAAAGUUUUAUUACCAAAGAGAAUGCUAUUGAUGUAAAUAAAAAGUACAUAGGUGUUAGAGAGAAGAAAGAAACGUUACAUACCAACAAUAUAAAAACUAGUAAAAGAUCUGAAUUCUUAGAAAGGCAUAGCGUAAGUUCUGUGACGGAAUCUGGAUCUUUGUCGUCGAUGUCAGAGACGGGAACCGAUAGUGAGAGUGUUACAACAGACGAUGAUUUAGUAAAAAAGCAUGAAAUGCCUACAUUUAAAUCUCUCAAUGCCAAGAAAAUAUCGAUACAGGAAGAUGCGCAAAGUAUAUUCGAUAAUCGGCUGAGAGAAUUAGGUAUCGAUCCAGAAUGGCAAGGAAUACCUGCGGGAACGUAUAAGCAAAAAAUGGAGAUUAUAAGGCAUCAACAAAAUAUUAAUGCAAAGAAAAUCGUCCGAUACAAUCAAAUCAGACAAAAAAUACUCGAAGAUGUUCUUCAAACGAUAUCGACAAAUCGUAAGGAAUCAAAAUAUCCCACGCUUACGAAAAAUUCUUCAUUGGAUAAGCUAGUCACACACGUUAAAUCGAAGGCUUGGAAAGCAUUCAGCAAAGACAGUGGCGAAUAUACAUCUGUCCAGAAAACGGAAAACACGACACCGUUGAAAUUACGUCUAAAGCAAAAAAUUGAACUCCUUCCUAAAAAAUAUAAAGACGACGAGGUGUAUGAAAAUACACGCGAAUCGCCAUUGAAAAAAAGUGGAGCGGAUAGUUACUCCAGUCCAAAAGUGACACCGACAUAUCCGAAAUCGAUUCGAAGUAUCUCCUCCGCGAGCUCCAUUGACUCUCGAGAAGACAUAAAACAGAUUUCACCUACAAAGAUAACUGUAUCGGAUACUAACGUGCGUAAAGUGGGUUCUCCGAUCAGCAGGAAACAGGCGGUAGCGCCGAAAUUUUCUGAAAACAAUGACUCGGAUAGUACGAUUAUGCAGCAAGACGAUUUAGUUUUUUCUCCGAAGAAUAAAAGUGUUUUAAAACCAACGAGCGGUUCGGUCGGUAGUUUGAUAAAGAAAAAAGUCUUGUUCGAUUUAGAUGAGACGAAAAAUGAUGACACGAUGAUACCGGAAAGUAAUCAAAGAAAGAAUCAAAUAAAUAGCAAUGACUGGGGUGUCUCAAGCUUCUCUGAGAGGGGAGAAUACGCGUUGCAGAAAGAGAAGUCUAUGAGCACAGGCAACAUUGUUUUAAAAACUUCGCAAAGCGAUAAGAUCGCGGAAAUAUCAAAGAAGAUACAGGAACAGUUGAGUAUAGCAAGGAAGAAGGAGCCACCUGUAGGAUCAGUCGAAACGAUCUUCCGAUUCAAUACGAGUUCGCAAGAUCUUACAAAUUAUAAUGCGAGGAAUCAGCUGUUAAACUCGUCCAGUCUCGUGAACUCGAUCUUGGACAAUUCUAUGCAGAAUCUUACAAGUCCAAAGAUGAAAGGCAACGUAUUUCCGCAGCCUGCUCCGCGAACUCUGAAGGAUAAAGAUCUUGCUACUGCUCAACGUAAAAGUGAAAUUAAGUAUUCUGAUUUAGAUUCAGAUAUAGAUGAAAUAUAACAGAUGGAAUAAGCAGUAUUAUAUCAGGCACUGUAUGUACAAUGUAACUUUAAAUUAUUACUUCAAUUUAUGCAUCUUCCGCUCUAUAUUGCUAUCGUAAAUCGAAUAGGUUUAAUACAUUAUUUAUUAUAGUUUUUGCAUAACUAGCGAUGUAUAUACAUACAUGUUUAGGAACGGAUAAGUUUAUUUAAUAUAUAUUGAUGCACAAACUGGAUUUUCAGUAUGAUACGCACGCGUGUAUACCAGAAGGAGUCUUGUACAUAUCUGUGUAACUUGAAAUAUACACGUUAUACAAAUUGUUUCUGAAA
Molecule: messenger RNA, 3761 nt
Organism: Temnothorax curvispinosus
Lineage: Eukaryota; Metazoa; Arthropoda; Insecta; Hymenoptera; Formicidae
Gene: DZIP1
Product: zinc finger protein DZIP1
Exons: 8
Coding region: 250-3453 (1067 amino acids)
Biological process (GO): cilium assembly
Cellular component (GO): ciliary basal body; cytoplasm
Source: RefSeq, a predicted model, not a curated record